CGGCGACUGCAGCCACUUAUAAAAACUUCUGGGCUCUCACUUUUGCUCAGUCUUUGCGCUGCGCGCCUCCUCCGGCCACCUCCGCGACGCUCCCCACCCACCGGCUCGGCCGCCCCAGCCAGAGGCGCCCGGCUCCUGCUCGCCUGGCUCCCGGCCCUGAGAGUGCGCCGCGCCGCGGUCCCUGGGCUCUGCAGCCGCCUUCCCGGACGGGCGGAAGGGACGCGCCCCCGAGCCGCCGCUGCUGCCUGGCCGGUCACUGGACCCGCGGGUGACCGCCAGCAUGGGGCUCUUGCCGGAGCCUGGGGCGCCCCAGCGCAGAGACGCCUCUUCGGGCCGAGUCGGCCGCUGUUCCCGCUCGGUCUUCCACAACAUUAAGGUCUUCGUGCUCUGCCAUGGUCUCCUACAGCUCUGCCAGCUCCUGUACAGUGCCUACUUCAAGAGCAGCCUCACUACCAUUGAGAAGCGCUUCGGCCUCUCCAGUUCUUCCUCUGGUCUCAUUUCCAGUUUGAAUGAGAUCAGCAAUGCCAUCCUUAUCAUCUUUGUCAGCUACUUCGGCAGCCGGGUGCACCGUCCACGGGUGAUUGGCAUUGGGGGCCUCCUCCUGGCUGCAGGUGCCUUCUUCCUCACCCUCCCACACUUCCUUUCAGAGCCUUACCAGUACACCUUGGCCAACGUCGGGAACAGCAGCCACUUCCAGGCUGAGCUCUGUCAGAAGCACGGGCAGGGCCUGCCCUCCCAUAAAUGCCACAGUACCACCCAGGACUUCCGGAAGGAGACCAGCAGCAUGUGGGGCCUGAUGGUGGUUGCCCAGCUGCUGGCCGGCAUUGGGACGGUGCCUAUUCAGCCAUUUGGGAUCUCUUAUGUGGACGACUUUGCAGAGCCCAACAACUCACCCCUGUACAUCUCCAUCCUGUUUGCCAUUGCUGUAUUUGGACCAGCUUUCGGGUACCUGCUGGGCUCUGUCAUGCUACAGAUCUUUGUGGACUACGGCAGGGUGGACACAGCCACAGUUAACUUGAGCCCUGGAGACCCCCGAUGGAUUGGAGCCUGGUGGUUGGGCCUGCUCAUUUCCUCAGCCUUCUUGGUUGUCAUCUCUUUCCCCUUUUUUUUCUUUCCCCGAACAAUGUCCAGAGGAGUAGAGAGCUCUGCUUCCGUGGCAGAUGAGACAAGGAAGAUAGAAGAGGCCAAGUCAAGAGGCUCCCUGGUGGAUUUCAUUAAACGGUUCCCCCGCAUCUUCCUAAGGCUUCUGAUGAACCCACUUUUCAUGCUGGUGGUCCUGGCCCAGUGCACCUUCUCUUCCGUCAUUGCCGGUCUCUCCACGUUCCUUAACAAGUUCCUGGAGAAGCAGUAUGGCGCCUCCGCGGCCUAUGCCAACUUUCUCAUCGGUGCUGUGAACCUUCCUGCUGCGGCCUUGGGGAUGCUGUUUGGAGGGAUCCUCAUGAAGCGUUUUGUCUUCUCCCUGCAAACCAUCCCCCGUGUGGCUGCCACCAUCAUCAUCAUCUCCAUUAUCCUCUCUACCCCUCUCUUCUUCAUGGGAUGCUCCACUCCAACCGUGGCAGAGGUCUAUCCCCCCAGCACAUCAAGUUCUAUACAUCCGCAGUUUCCUGCCUGCCGCAGGAACUGCUCGUGCCCAAAAACUAUCUUCCACCCCGUCUGCGGAGAAAAUGGAAUCGAGUACCUCUCCCCUUGCCAUGCCGGCUGCAGCCAAAUCAACAUCAGUUCUAUGGCCUCCAAACAAAUGAUCUAUUUGAACUGCAGCUGUGUGACUGAAGGAUCCAGUUCUGCAAAGACGGGGUCGUGCCCCAUCUCCUGUGCCCACUUCCUGCUCCCAUCCAUCUUCCUCAUCUCCUUUGUAGCCCUGAUAGCCUGCAUUUCCCACAACCCCCUCUACAUGAUGGUUCUGCGGGUGGUGAACCAGGAAGAGAAGUCGUUUGCCAUCGGGGUACAGUUCUUGCUGAUGCGCCUGCUGGCCUGGCUGCCAUCUCCAGCCCUGUACGGCCUCACCAUCGACUACUCCUGUAUCCAGUGGAGCUCGCAGUGUUCGGGGAGGCGAGGCGCCUGCGCCUACUAUGACAACGAUGCACUCCGAGACAGAUACCUGGGCCUGCAGGUGGGCUACAAGGUACUGGGCUUGCUGCUGCUCUUCGUCACCAGCUGGAGAGUGAAGAAAAACAAGGAAUACAAUGUGCAGGAGAAGGCUACGGGCCUCAUCUGAUGCUGGGUCUCAGGCUGCCGCUCUGCCCCAGAGAGUGGACCCUGCCCCCUCCCCCACCUGCCUGUAUUUACUAAUGUUAACAAGUUAUUUCCUUUUCGUUCUUUUAAAGUAAGAAAGAAAACCCCAACCAUCAUUUGCCUUCCCUGCCAUCUCGUCCUCCCAAAGUUCCUCCUCCAUGGCUCCUUAGGGCUGCAGUGUACCCCGGUGGGCGGUGGGGGGAGGUAGUAGGCAUACAGCUGGAGGGUCAGGUCUUCCCUAGAUCCUUGGGAGGGGCCCUCACAUGCCCAGGCUAUCCCCACUGCUGGGUCCCCCUACUUGGAUGCCCAUUAAGGUCGCUCUUGCCCCUCACCAGCCCCUAAGUGGGUAGGGGAAAGGGGAUAUCUGCCCUUCUUGUCCUCUAGCUGCCCAACUGCUAUGGAGAAGCAGAGGUGAGAGGAAGAAGGGAGUGGGCUGAGUCAUUAAUGGCCCAGAGCCAGGCCAGGGGAAGGAGCACUGGAGCCUGGCUGUAGCCUCUCUUCAAGCUGGGUUAGACAUCAUCUUGGGACCCAGGUGAGGCUAGCUCCUUUCCCCCUCAGACCAUUGCUUCCUGCCCCUAGAGGCCAUUUUGGAGGCUGCCAUGUUGAAAGUACUGCCAGCUAGUUCCCUCUCAGUCACCCACACUCAGGCACCAGAGCAGGGACUAAGAAACUCCAAGAAUGGCCCAUCCAAAUGCUGUUCGCGUUAGCCUUAGCCCUUUUUAUACUUGUAUUUGCAUAUGUUUUUCUCUGUGUUUCUGGGAGAGUGCAUUUCAAACUGAGGAAACCACACCAUGAUGAAGACCUGAAGCAAGGCUGUGGGAUGGUGGUGGUGCUCAAACUCCCACCCUCCCAGAGUAGGGACAAGACCCCUCAUCUCAGAGUAAUGAGAAGACUCUCCUUAAGUUUCUCUGGAGCACAUGAAGUAGAUUCACAUGGUUUUUCCUGUCUGGACUUCAGCCUGUCUGCCAAGAAGUUGUAAAGAGAAGCAGUAGGAAAUGUCAGCAAAGCAACUGAUGAAGCUGAGUGAAUGCUAACUGCCACCAUGCUAUGUAGCUAGCUGUGGCCCAAAUUGGAGACAGGCAAGAUCGACUUUCUGGCUUCAGACAUGCUUAUGUUCAUCAACAUUUUCUCAGCCUCUUCUCACUUCCUCCAGGGAGGUGGGUGCCCUCUGUGAGCCUGGCAUGGGUUGAGAGACCCCGCUGCUACGUGGUAGACACUCAGAGUUAGAAGCCAAUGAAAGAGGCUUCUCAUUAACAAACACUGUAUUUACUGGAGACCAACUUUGUUGUGCAAGGCAGUGCACGGACAUCUCCCUAGUACAUAGUUCUCCACAGAUCUUACCUCACCUACCUUCUGCUACCCUAGAACCUCCUCCCAGAGAGUGCUCAGUGAGCAGUGUUUGGGGGGGAGGCACAGCAGGAACUCAAAGAUUGUCAACAAGGAUCCUAACCAUCCAUGGCUCCACCAGACUGACCUUGCGCCUGACCCUUUGCUGGGCAGGGUCCUGGUAUACCAUGUCCUCUGGAGCAACUGGUCAUCUGUCCUUUGCCAUACAAGGACCUUGAGUGCCACUCCUCUGGGAAGAGCACUCCAGGAACAUACUUCCUUGUGCCACCUCCCAAGAAGGCCUCAUAUGGCAAUAAGUCAAAAAAAAAAUUAUGCCAAUGCCCAAACUGCCUUGAGACUGAAGUCUUCGUGGAAACUACUGUUACAGACAGCCUUAUUUCCAAAGAUCUCACGCAGGAAGGGAGGCUCUCUGCAACCUCAGGGGCCAGAUUCAGCAUUUACAAUGGUUCUGCUUGAAAAAUGAUUUCCUGCAACUAACCCUGGCCCUUCUCACAGUGAUUUAACCAAUUUCUGGAGGCUUUGCCUUCAACUGAGUUCACGAACAGUGAGUGAGUGCCGACCUUCAGAUUCUGGAAGACUGGUUUCCUUCUGAAACCUUUACCCUAUUAUAACUAUUGCUGUUAAUAUAUUAUAAUUUUACUAUUGAUGUAACUUG
Molecule: messenger RNA, 4234 nt
Organism: Loxodonta africana (African savanna elephant)
Lineage: Eukaryota; Metazoa; Chordata; Mammalia; Proboscidea; Elephantidae
Gene: SLCO2A1
Product: solute carrier organic anion transporter family member 2A1
Exons: 14
Coding region: 281-2215 (644 amino acids)
Biological process (GO): prostaglandin transport; sodium-independent organic anion transport; transmembrane transport
Cellular component (GO): plasma membrane
Molecular function (GO): protein binding; prostaglandin transmembrane transporter activity
Source: RefSeq, a predicted model, not a curated record